GGUCUGCUUCUCCACACUAGACUCCCAUCAUCCCUCCGAGCUGGAGGAACAAGCAGGACCCUGUGUGCGGAUUCUUGGAUAGAUAACAGCGCAGCACAGCCGGGAAGAUGGAUGUUCUGUUUCCUGUAGUUCUUCUUUGCACUGCGAAUGUCCUCAGCGGAGCAUCAGCCGCGUCUCACUAUAAUUGCAAUGGUCCUCUCGCAUCAGCAUUACCACACUCAUCGUUUCAGAGCUCAUCUCAGUCCUCGGCCAGUUAUUCUGCCUUCUACGCCAAGCUCAACAGGAGAGAUGAAGCAGGAGGUUGGUCUCCAAUGGUGACAGACCAAGACCCCUGGCUCCAAGUGGACCUCCGGGAGCAGAUGGAGGUGAUGGCUGUGGCUACACAGGGACGCUACGACAGCUCGGACUGGGUCAGCAGUUACCUACUGCUCUACAGCGACACGGGUCGCAUCUGGAAGCAGUAUAGGCAUGAAGAUGGAUUGGAGAGGUUUGAUGGGAAUGUGAAUUCAGAGACUGUUGUCCAGAACAAGCUGUCCCACCCGGUGAAGACACGUUUCCUGCGUUUUGUCCCUCUUGACUGGAACCCCAGCGGGUGGAUGGGCCUGAGAGUGGAGGUGUUCGGAUGUUCCUACAAAUCGUAUGUGGCCGAUUUUGAUGGCAGAAGCUCUCUUCUGUAUCGGUUCAACCAGAAGUCCAUGUCAACAGUGAAGGAUGUUAUUUCUCUGCGCUUUAAGAGCCACCAGGCUGAGGGGGUCUUACUGCAUGGAGAGGGGCAGAGAGGAGACUACAUCACACUGGAGCUGCACCGAGGAAGACUGGACCUCUAUCUCAACUUAGAUGAUAUCAGGUCAAGGUUCAGCAGCCGCCGUGUUCCAGUUACUGUGGGCAGCCUGCUGGAUGACCAGCACUGGCACUCUGCUCACAUCGAGCGCUUCAACAGGCAGGUCAACCUCACUGUAGACGCCCACACACAGCACUUCCAAACCAAAGGGGAAGGACAGUCUCUGGAGGUGGACUACGAGCUGAGCUUUGGAGGAAUUCCUCUGCCUGGGAAACCGGGCACCUUCCUCAGGAAGAACUUCCAUGGCUGCAUAGAGAACCUCUACUAUAACGGAAUCAACAUCAUAGACCUGGCUAAGAGACGCAAGCCACAGAUACACAGUGUGGGCAACGUGACCUUCUCAUGUUCGCCGCCCCAGCUGGUGGCCUGCACCUUCCUGAGCUCCAGCAGCAGCUUCCUGUCGCUCCCGUCUGCUGCUCCCCCCACCGGGGAAUUCACUGUUCGCUUCCAGUUCAGGACCUGGAACCCCGACGGGCUUCUGCUCUCGGUGCAGCUAAACCCCAGCCCACAGAAACUAGAGCUGCAGAUCAGCAACAGCUGGCUUCAUUUGACCCUCCACAGCACAGGGCGACAGAGAUCAGAGGUUUCUGCUGGUCGCAGAGUCAACGACGGAUUGUGGCACACAGUGAGUCUUGCCAGUAGGAAUCUGCAGAUCACUCUGAGUGUGGAUGGUGAGCCUUCAUCCAACGUUGAGCUUUGGGAACCGGUGGAAUCAAGAGGCAGCUUCUACGUUGGAGGCUGUCCGCCCACAGAGUGUCACAUCCAAGCUCCUGCCUUCCAGGGGUGCAUGCAGCUUAUAUCCAUCAACAAUCACCUGGUGAAUCUCAGUCAUGUGCAGCAAGGAUUGCUAGGAAAUUAUAAUGAGCUCCAGUUUGACACAUGCAAUAUGAAAGACAGGUGCCUGCCCAACCUCUGCGAACAUGGCGCCCGCUGCUCCCAGACGUGGAGUUCUUUCUCCUGCGACUGUUCGGGAACUGGAUAUUCCGGAGCCACGUGUCACAACUCUAUCCACGAGUCAUCCUGCGAGGCCUACAAGCUGAGCGGCAGCUCCUCAGGCUUCUACUUCAUCGAUCCAGAUGGGAGUGGUCCCCUGGGGCCCACACAGGUAUACUGCAACAUGACAGAAAAGAAAGUAUGGACGGUGUUGUCCCACAACAACUCAGCUCCAGUAAAAGUUCAGAACUCCUCUCCCCAGAAGCCUCACAUCAUGAGGUUCAGCUACAACGCAUCAGCCGACCAACUUCGCGCCAUUGUGACUGGAGCAGAACAGUGCCAACAGGAAGUAGUUUACAACUGCAGGAAGUCACGUCUCUUCAAUACAAAGGAUGGAAGCCCGCUGUCCUGGUGGCUGGAUCGCCAAGGAGACAAAAGGAGUUACUGGGGGGGCUUCCUGCCUGGAGUGCAGCAGUGCUCCUGCAGCCUGGAGGAGAACUGCAUGGACAUGAAUUACUUCUGCAACUGUGACGCUGACACAGACACAUGGACUAAUGACACAGGCAUCCUCUCCUACAAAGACCACCUUCCAGUGAGUCAGAUUGUGAUCGGAGACACCAACAGGACUGGAUCGCAGGCUGUCUACCAUGUCGGCUCUCUGCGUUGUUAUGGAGACAAGUCUAUAUGGAACGCAGCGUCUUUCUACCAGGAGUCCUCCUACCUGUACUUCCCCACCCUACAGGCGGAGCUAGCCUCAGACAUCUCCUUUUACUUCAAGACUAGCUCUCCCUCAGGAGUGUUUCUGGAAAACCAGGGCCUGAAGGACUUCAUCAGGGUGGAGCUGAGCUCUCCAACAGUGGUGACUUUCUCUUUUGAUGUGGGCAACGGUCCGGCAGUCCUGUCCGUAAAGUCCCACCUCCCUCUGAAUGACAGACAAUGGCACUAUGUGAGGGCAGAGCGGAAUGUGAAGGAGGCCUCCCUGCAGGUUGACCAGCUGCCCCUUCGCCUCCUGCAGGCUCCAGCUGAUGGACACCUCCGCCUCCGGCUCAGCAGCCAGCUGUUUGUUGGGGGAACAGCGUCCCAGCAGAGAGGCUUCUUGGGCUGCAUCAGGUCUCUUAUGGUCAACGGCAUGACCUUUGACCUGGAGGAGAGGGCUAAAAUGACCCCUGGGGUGAGCUCUGGCUGUCCAGGGUACUGCAGCGGCUCCAGCAAUCUUUGUCACAACCGAGGCCGCUGCGUCGAGAAGAGCAACGGUUACAUCUGCGACUGCUCACAGUCUGCAUAUGGAGGAGCCACCUGCAACCAAGAGGUGUCUGUGUCCUUUGACAGAGAUUCUUCAGUGACCUACACCUUCCAGGAGCCCUUCUCAGUGAUGCAGAACAGAAGCUCUCAAGCUUCUAGUGCAUUCACCGAGAGCAGGGCCAGAGAGGACAUGGCCUUCAGUUUCGUUACCUCCCAGAGGCCGGCCAUGCUGCUGACCGUCAGCACCUUCACUCAGCAGUACAUUACAACCAUCCUGGCCAGAAAUGGAAGCCUUCAGAUCUGGUAUCAUCUUCAGACAGAGAGAAGUCCAGAUGUGUUCAAUCCUACCCCCAAAAAUCUGGCAGAUGGGCGUCUCCAUCGAAUCAGAAUCCACAGAGUUGGCAAAAACCUCUAUGUGCAGAUCGACCAGGACAUCCACAGAAAGUACACACUGUCAUCUGAUGCAGAGCUGAUCUUAAUCAGAUCCUUGACGCUGGGCAAAGUCAUCAGGAUGGACAGCUUUGGUGAAGAGGUGAUGAAAGCUGCUUCCAAAGGUUUCGUCGGCUGUCUCUCCUCAGUGCAGUUCAACCAUGUUGCUCCACUCAAGGCAGCACUGACCAAUCGGGGAAGCUCCCUCAUCACUAUUCGUGGCCCUUUGGUCCAAUCAAAUUGUGGAGCUUUGGCUGAAUCCACCUCACACGUUCUGCAAGAUCAAGCUGCAAAUGAAGAUAAGGAGCAGCACGACAGCAACGCCCAGAAGGAUUUGGCUGUAAUAGCAGUGCUUCUUGAGCCCAGUUUCCAGGCAACAAACCGUGAGUCCAUGUUACAAAUCUGCCUCAUGUUUAUCAAAAAGACAUGAAAGUGUGACUAACCUGCUCACUGAACUUGCCCAGAAGGACAAAACAAUGUUUCUCACUCAUUUCUAAAGUUCCCUUUAAACAGGGGAUAAGAUAAAGGCAAGAUUAAUUUAAGGAAGUUUAGCAUGAGGUUUUAUUUCAGGCGCCUGCUGAGUCUGAUGCUUUAUUGUCUCUACCUGCUAAAAGGUGGUGUUCCUAAAUGUGUGACAUGUUAACAUUAAGUUGCUCUUUUUCCCUUAUUAGCUCAAAAAGAAGCAAAUUCACGAUGUAUCCUGAACUUCAUCAGUCCUCAUCAGUUAUUUACAUGUUUAGAAUGAAGUGAAAUAGAAACUGAAAAACUGUUCAGACCUACUGUGUGGCCAGGUUGGGAUUGCCUGUCACCUGAUGUGGUUAAAUAAUCUUCAGAGCUCCAUGCAGCAACAGACUUCAGAGAGCAACAAAGUUGCUCCUGCUAACCUCUAAAAUCCAGACCUGACCAGUUUGUUUCUCUAAAUCUAAAGUGAAAUCACAGCAAAAAUAAAUAGCACAGUAUUUAAAGGAUGUGAAUACUUUCAGAAUCAACAAUAAUUCGAUCAGUGAUGCAUGAAAAAAGUGUCAGUCCAUAUCUGAUCAACAUUCCUUGUAAAAAAGAAAGAGAACUGGACACUUUCAUUUCUGGUGGAUAAUUCUGUUUGUCGUGUGGAGAGUAUAAAACACAGCAGGCUGGGAACAGUAGAUUCCUUUUGUUCAAACCGAACCACAGUGAAGAAAAUCAUCCUCACAAAAACAUAGAAGACAUAGAAAUAGCUUUUUUCCAUCCAAACUCUAUUGCUUACAUCAAAAGUAAAUGGAAUGAAAAUAUGCUGCAUUCAUUCACUCACUCAUUCAUGCAUUCAUUUAUUCUGAAUGCCUUCUUUGGGAUGUAGUGGUUGACCUACAUUGUUACUGUAGAUUUAUGUUGUGUCACAUUAGUGUAGUUCAUUCACAAUAACAACUUCAGACCUUUUAUUAAAUUGUAAAAGUAAUAAUAAUUUUGAUAACUCUGGAUUAUGCAGAGAUUAAGCACCAUGUAGAACAUUUGUACUCUGGUUCACCCUCUACAGAGAAAUCAAUAAUUGAUGUUUAUGCUGUUUCUGUAAAUCUGUGGGCUUAAAGCUGCUGCCCUGUAUUUCUAUGGUGUAGACCCAAAGCUCUGCAUUUAAAAAUAAACUAACUUUGCUAACUGGACUAAGUGACCUUGUGAAGCUUCAGGACAUUGGAAAUAUUAACUUUUACAGAACUAGUUUCCAUUAAAAACACACUCCACAUCAGUCACUUUUUAGCCUGAAAUGCCAAUAGCAAAUGCAUAAGGAUGCUAAUGUUGCUAUCAUAGAAAUGCUGCAUUGGUUGCAUUCUGAAUAAAAGCAAACGUUUCAAAAAUAAAACCAGCAUGUUCUGGUUUACAUGUAGAAGUGAUACUUGGUUCAUUAUGCAGGACAUCUAAAGAGCCAGAUGUGACCCAGAUCUGAUUUAGAACAGUUCAAGCCUUUCAGGUACAAUAUCUAAAAUAUGACACUUCCUGGAAUCAAAUCAAUUGAAAGGCUUGCUCUGUUUAUCCUAAAAUACUGUAGUUUAUAUAACUUAGUUAUUUACGUCAAUUUUAAAAAGAUGAAAUGCUACUUUUCAUCUAUUGGUAGAUCUGUUCUGAGAGGUUUCUUUGGCUCAGGAUCAGACUGCUGCAGGUCACAGACUACAUGGCUCUUAAUCCAUAUCUCCACAACUGAAAAGACCAAAAUUCCCUUUGAUAUAUGGAGUCUGGUUUGUUUUGUUUAAACAGCCUUUGAGUUUCAAAGAGAAAAAUGUCCGAGCAUUUCCAGUAGAGCAAAACCCUGAUCAUCAAACUUGCCUUCAUUGGCAUUUCAUCUAAAACAGAACCUAAACACAGAACAGCACAUAUCUGAGUCUCUUUUAUAGGAUCUGGAAAGAGAUGAAACAGAAAACAAAGGUAUUGAUAAGCAGCCACAGCUUUAGGGAUCCAGGUGGUUCCUUUAUGAAUGAUUUACUGUGUUCAGUGGUGAACAUGGGAAUGUGGGAAUGCUGCUACUGUCUGAGUUCUGAGUGCUGGAUGUUUUUGUUCUGGAAGCUGAAAGUCUUCCUGCCUCCAGGCAUGACUUUCAACCUCCUGUCAUCAUCCUCUAAUGCUCCCUCCCUGCUGUGU
Xiphophorus maculatus (southern platyfish) is the source of this 6049-nucleotide messenger RNA. RefSeq names its product contactin-associated protein-like 5 (gene cntnap5a). The record is from RefSeq and is a predicted model, not a curated record. NCBI's taxonomy places the organism in Eukaryota, Metazoa, Chordata, Actinopteri, Cyprinodontiformes, Poeciliidae. Bases 108 to 3875 code for a protein of 1255 amino acids. The transcript is spliced from 24 exons.